AUGGUGAGGAGAGAUGGGGUGAGAGGAGGGGUUUGGGUGUGCACAGAAAAUGGAGAGAGGUUUUGGGGGAAGAAGUGUGUGGUGACCGUUGGGGCUUGGACUACAAAGUUAGUUAAAACGGUUGGUGGGAUUGCGCUGCCUAUACAGCCACUGGAGACCACUGUUUGUUAUUGGAGGAUUAAGGAGGGGCAUGAAGGUGGUUUUGCCAUUGGAGGUGACUUUCCAACCUUUGCUAGCUAUGGGGACAACUACAUUUAUGGGACACCCUCUUUGGAGUACCCCGGUUUGAUCAAGGUUGCCGUGCAUGGCGGGUACCCAUGUGACCCGGAUAAGAGGCCAUGGGGACCCGGGAACCCGCUGGCUCCGUUGAAGGAGUGGAUUGAGGGGAGGUUCUCCGGUGUAGUUGACUCCGGUGGGCCAGUGGCCACUCAGCUGUGUAUGUACUCCAUGACCCCGGAUGAGGACUUUGUGAUUGAUUUCUUGGGUGGGGAGUUUGGGAAGGAUGUGGUGGUGGGUGGCGGGUUUUCGGGUCACGGGUUCAAGCUGUCUCCGGUGGUGGGGAGGAUAUUGGCUGACCUUGCACUUAGUGGGGAGGCUCAAGGAGUGGAGCUAAAGCACUUUAGGAUGGCAAGGUUUCAAGAGAAUCCCAAAGGAAAUGUUAAAGACUUCCUAUAGAUCAUCGGUGCUAAUUUGAAGCAAAAUUGGGUAGCUUUCCAUCUGUGGCCAAUAAUUUAGGAUGGUAAACUGUAUGUGGCUAUGCGUGAGUGAGUAUGUAUGUGUGUGUUGGACAGAUUGACACAAUAAACACACUGCUUCAUUUGGUGUUCAAUCAUCCUCCAAAUGUUGCAUCAAUUUUACA
Messenger RNA from Prunus avium (sweet cherry), 859 nucleotides. The record is from RefSeq and is a predicted model, not a curated record. NCBI's taxonomy places the organism in Eukaryota, Viridiplantae, Streptophyta, Magnoliopsida, Rosales, Rosaceae.